Mucor velutinosus is the source of this 1233-nucleotide messenger RNA. RefSeq lists its product as uncharacterized. Lineage: Eukaryota; Fungi; Mucoromycota; Mucoromycetes; Mucorales; Mucoraceae. The coding region runs from base 1 to 1233 and encodes 410 amino acids. The transcript is spliced from 2 exons. The record is from RefSeq and is a predicted model, not a curated record.
AUGACACUCCCCAAAUUCGGCAAAGCAUUUCGUUCCGAAUUCUCAUUUCAACCCAACUAUGUACCUUUAAACCACGGCUCCUAUGGCACCUAUCCCAAGGCCCUCAAGCCCAUUCUUCGAGGCUACCAAGAAGCAGCUGAAGAACAUCCGGACCGGUGGUUACGUUAUGAACAGCACCUUGUUCUGGAGAAGAAUCUCCAAUUGGUGGGCCAAAUGAUCAACGCUGAUCCCAAAGAUCUGUCCUUUGUACCAAAUGCAUCUCAAGCAGCGAAUAACGUGUUGCGAAGUUUCCCGUUUAAGGCAGGAGACAAGGUUCUCUAUUAUCAAACAGGCUACAUUAAUGUCAACAAGACGUUGGAAUUUGUUCAGGAUCACUAUGGUGUGGAGCUGGUUCGAGUUGAUUUGCAAUUUCCUAUGGAAGAUGAUGAGAUUGUAGACCUCACGCGUCAAGCCAUUCAGCACGAGCAAGCCAAGGCAGAUGAACCCAAGAUUGUCAUGGCUGUCAUUGAUGCACUGUCAUCCUUGCCAGCCGUGCGCUUGCCCUUUGAGAGAUUGACGAAACUGGUCCAAGCGAAUGGUAUUUUGGCUUUGGUGGAUGGUGCUCAUACGAUGGGUCAUAUUGAGUUGGACAUGCAAGCCGUGGAUCCAGACUUUUUCUUUGCCAACUGUCAUAAAUGGUUCUUCACGCCUCGCGGUUGCUGUAUUCUCUAUGUCCCCAAGCGUAAUCAAGGCUACGUUCAUCCCACGACCAUCACGGAGAGUUACAAGUAUCAUACCGAGUGCAGCGAUCACUCUUCGUUCGCACUGGAACAAAUACCUCCUACGCUGGAUACUUCUCCUUACAUGUGUGUUGAAGCUGCCAUCAAGUACCGCGAAUCUUUGGGUGGCGAAAAGGUGAUUAACGAUUACUGCCAUGAUCUUGCUGUCAAAGGUGGUGCACUGGUUGCUGAUAUACUCGGUACCUGCGUCUUGGAAAACGCCGCCAAGACAGUAACCACCAACAUGGUCAAUGUCCAACUGCCCAUCCGAUCCACUAUCACCAAAUCCGACUCUGACAUUGUCAAUACCUACCUGCAAAAGCUGAUCUACGAGUACAACACCAUGGCCUCUCCCUACAAGCAUAAUGGUACAUGGUGGGUUAGACUCUGUGCACAAAUCUAUCUCGAUCUCGACGAUUUUGAAAUUGCAGGAAAAGCACUUUUAGCUAUCACGAAUGAAAUGAAUAAAGACUAA